AGUCUCCCGGAAGCACACGAGACUUAUAUGCCGGCAACGGCGUUGCGGCUACGCACCCACUGCGCCAAACCUUGAUUGCGUAGUGGAAAAGUCAACAUGUAUACUCAGUUCAGACCAAGCGAGCAAUCGCAGAUGGAGAUGCGGCAGAAGAGUCGGCUCCACGACCCGUUCUUUGGCCUCAAGACCAUGGAUCUUCGGCCAGAGUCGGUUGCGACGGAAAUCAUGGACACGGAUUGGGAUGACGACAUCAUCAGCGACAACGAGGACGAGAUGGCCAACUCGCCACGAGUGAGCCUGAACUCGUCUGGGCAGCCGAGUUUCACAACUCUUUCGUCCUACGAAGAGGCCCAUACGCCAAGGUCAAGCAGAGCUCGCGAGGCUUACCCGUUUGAUCUGGAUCCAGCCACGACGAUCCAGGGACCCAGAGGACCUCAUCUAUUCCGAUCAUCAACAUCGUCGUCACAGAACUUUGACUUUCAGGAGACCUUGACAUUGUCGCCGAUCACGCCCAAGGCCCCGAACCAGGGAAUGUACUCUCUGAUGCCGGAAACUUACUCUGCCCGGGAAAGCAUCUACCAAUUUACCCUCGAAAGUUUAGAAAUUGACGACUUGGUCUUGUGGUCGCCCGAGCAAGUCGCGCAGUGGAUGCUGGACGCAGGCGUCGAGCUCUCUGUCGCGGAGAAGUUUGUGGAAAAUGAUAUCAACGGUGCUAUCCUCAUCACACUGAAGUUUGAGGACCUUAGAGAGCUGCAGAUUCAGUCUUUUGGUGUGCGGACCAAGAUAUGGGAGGAGAUACACAAGCUGCGGGACAGCAAGCCACCAUCGCCUCGACCGGAAACACCGAUAGAAGAUGAGGAGGACAAGGAAGUGAAGCGGGAACGGAAGCAGCAGCAGAGGGCGGCCGAGUUCGCCGAGAUUGAACGCAGCGCCAGCGUCAACAGGCAAAAGAGCAUGAAGAAGAAGCGGCCCUCGCAGGAGGACAUCAUAUCGCCACUCGAGUCCGUCUCCAUUGUCGGCAUCGAACAGAUGAUGCCGAAGCUGCACACCUGCUCCAAGGGGGAGAACUGCUCCAAGUGGCGACGGAACCAGCGCCUGAUUGAGGCUUUCAAGAAGGACCACCCGUUCGUCGACAUGGACAAGGGAGGCGUCAUCAUGAUGGCUGGCAACCCGGGAAAUCCUCAGACCGCCCCUGCUCUCAACCGCCCGUCGUCGAUGGAGGCUCUGCGGCCAUUCUCUGAUGCUGUCCCAUCGGUAGUCGCAUCGUCCGACGUGAUGGGUCUGGGCGGCCUUCCUCCUUUGCAGUACCUCCAGGAAGCGGCCCUCCGCAACCUGCAGACCAGAGACCCCCAGGAUAAUGUGGUGCAGUUCCUCGACUUCCAACACCAGCACGACGGAUGUGACUCGAGCGAAGUUCCUCCCACGCCACCCUUUGAGUUGCAGCCUACUCCCCAACCACACACCGGCCUUCGCUCCCUCCCGAAGCUGUCCAUCCCGGGCCACUCCCAGAGGUCUUCACAGUCCUCACUGGGAUCCCAGCAGUCGCAGACCUCCUCUCAGCCCAUCUCGGAGCCGCCCAGGACUUUUACCCCGUACCAGAUGGAGAAGGUCGAGGCCCGGGAUCCGGCUCUGCAGACACCCAUUGCGCCGUACCGCUUUGGCACUCCUUUCUCCGACAUGGACGUUCCGGUGACCUCGGUGCCUCUCGGCCCAGUAGCUCGCGAUGCUUCGCAGUCAGUUCCGCCUGACAUGAGCUAUCGUGCCGGCCCGUCCGCCGGCAUCCCCCGCUCCAUGUCCAGAGCUUCUCGUCGUCCGUCGUUCCAGGUCAUGGAGCCCCUGGAGGAGCACGUCGCCAGUUCGAGCAUGCGACCAUCUCCCAGAUCUCCUCCUCGUCCUUCCAGGACAGCACAGCCAGCGCAGGCACCACCGAGGACUGUCUACCCCUGGUCCCCUAUCGGCGAGCCAGCCCCCAGCUUCCAGAGCACUCUUCCCUCCAACGUGGCCAGCAAGGCCAACGAGAUCCUGACCGGCGGGGUCAUCAAGGACGCCGAGGGCAUCUCAUACCAGGGCCCCGUCCGCAAGCGCAAGACAAAGAUGCUGCGGCACGAGUGGCACGAGCAGUACGCCACGCUCAAGGGCACCCGCCUGGCUCUCCACCGCGACCGCGAGUCCCGGGAGCGGACACUCGAGUACAUUGACAUUGACGACUACGCCAUUGCCUGCUCGUCGCUCUCUGCCACCAGCAAGCUCAACGCCGCCUUCAAGGCCAUGAGCAUCUCCCGGGGCGGCGACAAGCGCCGCUCCGCCGAGGACCCCGUCGGCGCCUUCAGCUUCCAGCUCAUCCCCGCAGACGGCAAGCACAUUGGCCGCCUGCGGAAGCGCGAGAGCGCGAGCAUCUCGGGCCCCGUCACGGGCAUCGCCGCGACCACGGGCGCCGCCGAGGGCGUCAACGGCACCGGCAAGACGCACCACUUUGCCGUCCGCGGCAGGGACGAGCGCAUCGACUGGAUGCGCGAGCUCAUGCUCGCAAAGGCCCUCAAGCAGAAGGGCGAGGGCUUCGAGGUCAGCGUGAACGGCAACAUGAUCUGAGCCUUGUCGCGAAGAAUGUGGUUUCACCAUCCCAGGACCACCACCACCACACCACCACACCAGGUUACCCUUUUCUUUUUUUUUAUUCAUCAAGCAUCUUCUCAAGGCGUC
Microdochium trichocladiopsis is the source of this 2697-nucleotide messenger RNA. RefSeq lists its product as uncharacterized. The transcript has 3 exons. NCBI's taxonomy places the organism in Eukaryota, Fungi, Ascomycota, Sordariomycetes, Xylariales, Microdochiaceae. The record is from RefSeq and is a predicted model, not a curated record. Bases 97 to 2586 code for a protein of 829 amino acids. Gene Ontology annotation, molecular function: protein binding.